Messenger RNA from Hordeum vulgare subsp. vulgare (domesticated barley), 1169 nucleotides. RefSeq names its product zinc finger HIT domain-containing protein 3. Gene Ontology annotation, biological process: snoRNA localization; box C/D snoRNP assembly; maturation of LSU-rRNA from tricistronic rRNA transcript (SSU-rRNA, 5.8S rRNA, LSU-rRNA). NCBI's taxonomy places the organism in Eukaryota, Viridiplantae, Streptophyta, Magnoliopsida, Poales, Poaceae. The record is from RefSeq and is a predicted model, not a curated record. Gene Ontology annotation, cellular component: pre-snoRNP complex; nucleus. Bases 337 to 900 code for a protein of 187 amino acids. The transcript is spliced from 8 exons.
CUCAACCUCGCACCCUCGCCGGCGCGUCCGACGUCCCAACCCGAGGCCCCGAGCACGCCCACCCCCCCCCCCCCCCCCCGCUCCCCCCUCCGCCACUCAUCCUCGCCGGCACCCCGAGCUCGCCCCUGCCGCCACUCAACCUAGCGGCCUCGCCGUCCCCCGUCCGCCGUGCUCCCCACUCAUAGGUCGCCCGCCCGCCCGCCCGUAUCUAAUCCACCACGGCACCACGCCUCCGGACUCUACUUCCAGCUUCCUGGUCUCCCGACGCCGACAUCAGCUACCUGAACAGAUUCGGCAUCAACCGACAGCCGAGCCGAAUUUCCGGCUGUCCUGCGAAUGGGUGGUGGGAGCUGCGAGGUGUGCAAGGAGGCGCCGUCCAAGUACAAGUGCCCCACUUGCCGGACGCCCUAUUGCUCUGUGAUCUGCUUUAAAAAACACAAAGAUGAAUUCUGCCAAAAGAUAAUGCCUCAGGAAGAAACUAACAAGACGUUGCUGCAGGAGAAAGUUUCGAGGAGCUCUGUGUUGCUGGAAGAAGGGAGAGAUCAUCCUAACAACAAGGAUCAGCUUCCUGCUUUACCUAAAAUACAACACCCUGAUGAGUAUCAGCUUCCCUCUUUACCAGUGGACACAACGUGGCCAGCACAAUCGCCAAACACAGUGUGCCCUACAAAAGCUCUUGAAAUUGAGGAUCCAAGCUGGCUUGUUGACAGGACUAGAUUAAGGUCCUUAGUUGAAUUAAACGAAGUCAGAGAUGCUCUCAGGGACUCUGAACUGCAGAAAAUGAUACUUCAAAUUGAAGGCUCUUCAGAACCAGAAAAGGAAUUGGAGAAAUUGAUGGAAGGACAAACCUUUCAACAGUUCGCCAAUAAGAUUCUUGACAUUAUUAGUCUACAACAAUGAGCAAGUAUCCAUCUGCUGAAGCCCUCCUGCCGAAGAGAGUGGAGACAUCCGGGCAAAAUGAGACCAGAGCAGCUAUUUGGAAAAAGUUAAAAUCAUCCUAUAAGAUAUUUUUCACUUUACCAUGAUAGUCAUGUCAAUCAACGAAAAGGAUGUGUACUACUUGUCUAUCUGAUGUCUCCUUUCUGCUUAUUAGUAACUGUGAACGGAAGUGGUGCUGAAUAGAGAUGAAAACUAGAGAUGGAUGAAGUAAACCUUUUCCACAGAUCUAA